UGUUUGUCUUUGGAUCCGUCCGUUGUCGAUUGAUUGUUGCAAAUGCAAAGAAAUAAAUUGUUGGCGCCUUCAGUAACCGGCUUCCGUCAAGUUUUGUAAUUAGUGCUAAAAGGAACCCAAAACAAAAUUUAGUAAAGCUGCAGAGAAGGUGUAAAAAUGACAACGAAUGGAACAAAUACUACUGAAGACAUAGAAAUGGGUGAAUAUGACGGGGACAAGGUUGUGACAAUGUUGGAUGUUUUGCAAGAAGAACAGGACUUUGAAGAGGACGCUAAUGCCGUCCUUGGUGCCUCUGAUGAUAAAAAUUGUUCUUACAAUAAGGGUUAUAUAAAAAGGCAAGCAAUCUAUGCCUGUAUGACAUGUUGUUCUGAUGCUAAAGAUAAUCCCUUGAAGAGAGCUGGAGUAUGCUUGGCUUGCAGUUUGAUGUGCCAUGAGAAUCAUGAGUUGAUUGAAUUGUAUACUAAGAGAAACUUUCGCUGUGACUGUGGCAAUGCCAAGUUUAACUCACAUCCUUGUAAAUUCACUGCAAAUAAAGCUGACCUCAAUGAAGACAACAAAUACAAUCAGAACUACAGCGGAUUAUAUUGCACAUGCCAUAGACCUUAUCCUGACCCAGAAUCUACAUCAGAAGAUGAAAUGAUCCAAUGUAUUAUCUGUGAGGACUGGCUUCAUGCAUCUCAUUUAGAUGCAGUUGUCCCUGAUGAACCAUAUUCUGAAAUGAUUUGUAAAGAUUGCAUGGAGAAAAAUAGUUUUUUGCAUGAUUAUACCAGUUUAGCUAUAACAACUGAAAGUGUGGAUGUUGACAUUGUCAGCAGUAGUGGUGUUAACAACCUGUCUAAUGGCAUUUCAGGAAAUGAGGGAACAUCAAAAAAUACUGAAGAACAACAUGUUGAAGUGAUAAAUGAAGCAGAUCUAAACUUAAGUGAUCCAACUUGUAGGAAAGAUGUAUUGGCUGAGAGCAAAAAUGAGUCUGUAAUAAAUUCUAAAAGUGAUGUAAUGAAGGAUUCCGCAAAUGAACUAGAAAAAGUUAAAAGUGAAGAUGUAAGUAAUGAAACUUAUUCCAAUACAACACCAGAAAUUGAUGAAAAAGAAAAUUCUUGUAUUGCAACUUCAGAAGUCAAAACUGAGAAAGAUCAACAGACAGAAGAUAAUAUUACAAACAUAGUUCCAGAAAAUACCACAUUAAGUUCUGACCAGAAGGAAGAUGCAUGUGAAAGUAAACUUCCAAGUAAUAAGGAAUUAUCAAUCAAAGAAGAAAAGGAAGAGCCUACCCCACAAGACACAGAAGUAACCACUACAGACAAAGCUAACAGUACCAAAGAUGUGCCUAUUACAGAUGUUGAAUCUAAAGAUAUUAUUGACAAUGAUAUAAAAUUGGAAGAAGAGCUACUGAAAGAACCUACUGAUACAGAAGCACUUAGUGAACAAAAACAAGAAGAAAUUGAAAAAGAAAUAACAAAAUCCAAUAUUGAAAGCGACAAAAACCCAGUGACAGAUACAACCAAUGAAGCAGCCACGGACUCAAUAAAUAAACCAGUUAUAGAUUCUGCCAAUGAACCAGUUAUAGAUGGAGUCAAUGAACCAGUUAUGGAUGCAGUCAAUGAACCAGUUAUAGAUGGAGUCAAUGAACCAGUUAUGGAUACAACAAAUGAUUCAGUUGUGAAUACAACAAAUAAACCUAUGGAUACAAUCACUGAACCAUUGGCAGUUAAUGAAAACAUACCAGCUAACGAAACUGUAAAAGAUACGAAAGACGGAACAGAAAUGGAUGUUGAAAAGAAAAAAGAAAGUGAUUCAAGUAAAAUGGAGAUACAACAAACUGGCUCCGCAAAUCCUGAAACAAUCAGUGUACAAAAGAGUAAGUUUGAAUCUGUUAAUACAAUAGAACCUGACGAUAAGCAAGAUACAAUUACUGAAGAUGAUUCAAUGAAUAUUGAAGGAGACAGUACACAGACUGAAGGAAAUAAUUCUAUAAAAAUUGAACCUAAUACAGAAAGUAAUGUUGGGGAUGUUGAUGAAGCUAUUGCUAGUAGUAAUGAAAACAAAAGAAAGUUAACAGAGGAAGAAGGUAAAGAUGAUGGUGCAAAAAGGAUCAAACCUAAUGAGAGUAAAAGUUGUAUUAGACCAAAGGGAAUAAAAAGACACCUUACAGGAGCAACAUUCUGGCCUUCAAACUUCCGACAGAAACUCUGUACAUGCAAUGAGUGCCUUUCUAUGUACAAAGAUUUGUCUGUACUAUUUCUGAUAGACACAGAGGACACAGUGGCUGCAUAUGAAAUGUUAGGAAAAGAAAGAAGCAAUGGGAAUUCUCAGUAUGAAAAGGGUUUACAAGCUUUGUCCUCCCUUGAUCGCAUUCAACAAAUAAAUGCGGUCACCGAGUAUAACAAAUUGCGAGAGAAAUUGUCUGAUUUCUUAAAGACUUUUAUGCUCAAAAAGGAAAUUGUUAAAGAAGAGGAUAUAAAAGCUUUCUUUGCGGGCAUGAAACCAAAGCGGGAGCCAGACGGAGUAUAUUUCUGCAGAUAAAAUUUAUUGAUAAGUUUUUUUUAUAUUGUGAUUUAAUUCUUUACAAUUACUGUUUAAAUAUUCCUCCGCUUUUAGUACUUUCAUACUUGUUAAUGGAAAAGAUUAUAAAAUAAGUUACUUUAACAGUGUAUGUUUGUACUAUUUCAUUUUUUAGAUUUAAACAGUAAAUUAAUGAAAGUUUUAGUUGUCGUAUUUUAAAAAAUGA
Messenger RNA from Papilio xuthus (Asian swallowtail), 2728 nucleotides. RefSeq names its product putative E3 ubiquitin-protein ligase UBR7. The coding region runs from base 157 to 2523 and encodes 788 amino acids. Gene Ontology annotation, molecular function: zinc ion binding; ubiquitin protein ligase activity. Gene Ontology annotation, cellular component: cytoplasm. The record is from RefSeq and is a predicted model, not a curated record. The transcript is spliced from 2 exons. NCBI's taxonomy places the organism in Eukaryota, Metazoa, Arthropoda, Insecta, Lepidoptera, Papilionidae.